GCUAAAACCGGAGUCGUCUGACUCUUGCUGUAUGUCAUGCUGCAGCAACGAGUCAAAGGAUCUUGGUAUUAUCUUUAAAGGACAAACCUCAGUUGACAAGCCUGUGACGGCGCUGCAGAGAGACUCUCCUUGCCUUAGCUGUGUGUCGUGCAGCAAUGAUGCAUCAAAGGAAGUUCACUUUGCCUUUAAAGGGGGAUCCUUAUGUACUGAAGAUAUAAUCCAGCUCCAGAGCCCAGGCUCUCAUGACCCCAGCUGUGAGUCAUGCAAGAGUGAUGCCUCAAAGGAGAUCGUCAUCUUCUUUAAAAGAUUUUUAUCAUCUCCUAAACAAACGCAUAAACGGGAAAGCUCAAAGGAUUUUCAUCAAGAAUGCACAGAAGAUUUUAGAAGUCCGCGGGAGGAUGGGAAGGUGUUGGAGGACGGACCAUUAGAGGAGAUUAUAAAACGAUUCUGUGACAACGUGAAUGGGAAGUUGAUUGAUCUGCACAAAGAUGCUGCAGUUUGUCAACAUGAACUUAAAUCUGCUCUGAGUAAGAAGUUUCAGUGUGUGUCUGAAGGGAUCGCCAAGACAGGUGACCCAACCCCUCUGAAUCAGAUCUACACCGACCUCUACAUCACAGAGAGUGGAACCGAAGAGGUGAACGAAGAACAUGAAGUUAGACACAUUGAAGCAGUUUCCAGAAAACAAGUUGGAGAAGAAGUGACAAUCAGACUGGAGCACCUCUUCAAAGAGUCACCUGGACAAAUUUACCCAGUCAGAACAGUGAUGACAAGGGGAGUGGCUGGUAUUGGCAAAACGGUCCUAACGCAGAAGUUCACUCUGGACUGGGCUGAAAACAAAACCAACCAGGACAUCCAGUUCAUAUUUCCGUUCACAUUCAGGGAGCUGAAUGUCUUGAAAGGGAAAAAGUUCAGCUUGGUGGAACUUGUUCACCAUUUCUUUACUCAAACCAAGGAAAUCCACGAGUUUAAAGAGUACCAGGUCGUAUUCAUCUUAGAUGGUCUGGAUGAGUGUCGACUUCCUCUGGACUUCCAGAAAAAUGAGAUCCUGACUGACGUUACAGAGUCCGCCUCAGUGGACGUGCUGCUGACAAACCUCAUUAGAGGGAAGCUGCUUCCCUCCGCUCGUCUGUGGAUAACCACACGACCGGCUGCGGCCAAUCAGAUCCCUCCUUACUGUGUUGACAUGGUGACAGAAGUCAGAGGGUUUGCUGACCCACAGAAGGAGGAGUACUUCAAGAAAAGAUUCAGAGAUGAGGAGCUGGCCCACAAGAUCAUCGCCCACAUCAAGACGUCCAGAACCCUCCACACCAUGUGCUACAUCCCAGUCUUCUGCUGGAUCACUGCUACAGUUCUGGAGCAUGUCUUCAAAACCAGUCAGACCAAAGAGCUGCCAAAAACCCUGACUGAGAUGUACAUCCACUACCUGGUGGUCCAAACCAAAGUUAAGAUGGUGAAAUAUGAUGGAGACGAUGAGACGGAUGAGCACUGGAGUCCAAAGAGCAGGAAGAUGAUGGAGUCCCUGGGAAAACUGGCAUUUGAUCAGCUGCAGAAGGGACACCUGGUCUUUUAUGAAUCAGAUCUGCGAGAAUGUGGAAUCGGUAUCAAAGAGGCUUCAGAGUACUCAGGAGUGUUCACACAGAUUUUUAAAGUAGAGCGAGGGCUGUACGAUGACAAGCUGUUUAGUUUUGUACAUUUAAGCGUCCAGGAGUUUCUUGCUGCCCUUCAUGUCCAUUUGACCUUCACUAAACGGGGUGUCAAUUUGUUGAAAGAAAAAAAUCCCUCAAAGCUCUCCAAGUUAUUCAACAAACCAAACGUCACGAGUUUUUACCACAGCGCUGUGGAUGAGAGCUUACAGAGUCCAAAUGGACACCUGGAUUUGUUCCUUCGCUUCCUCUUGGGACUUUCACUGGAAACAAAUCAGAAACUCUUACAAGGCCUGAUGACGCAAACAGAAAGAUGCUCACAGACAAAUCAGGAAACCGUCGAGUACAUCAAAGAGAAGAUCAAUGGGAAUCUGUCUGCAGAGAAGAGCAUCAAUCUGUUUCACUGUCUGAAUGAGCUGAACGAUGGCUCUCUUCUGCAAGAGAUCCAACAGUUCUUAUCUUCAGGAGCACUCCUCACAGAUAAGCUUUCUCCUACUCAGUGGUCAGCCCUUGUGUUCCUAUUGUUAUCUUCUGAAAAGACAGUUGAUGUAUUUGACCUGAACAGGUUUUCUGUUUCGGAAGAGGUUCUUCUUAGGCUGCUGCCAGUGGUAAAGGCCUCAAAGAAAGUUGUACUGACUUUCUGUGUCCUUUCACAAAGAAGCCUCGAAGCUCUGUCCUCAGCUCUCAGCACCAAGUCCUCUUCCUUGAGAGAGCUGGAUCUUAGCAAUAACAAUCUACAAGAUUCAGGAAUGAAACUGAUUGCUGAUGGACUGAAGAGUCCAAACUGCACACUGAAAACUAUUAGGACGAGUGGCUGUUCCCUCUCAGAGAGAAGUAUUGACCUCUUAUGUCCAGUUCUCAGCAGCAGGCUCUCUUGUCUGAGAGAGCUGGACCUGAGCAACAACAUCCUUCAAGAUUCAGCAGUUAAUAAGUUGUCUGAUGGACUGAGGCAUCCUCUUUGCCAACUGGAAACUCUCAGAUUGAAUCUUUGUUGCCUCUCAGCGACAAGCUGUAAAGCCUUGUCUGCAGUUCUCAGCUCUGAGUCCACUAGCCUUAAAGAGCUGGACCUAAAUAACAAUAACCUGGAGGAUUCAGGAGUGAAGCUGCUGUCGGCUGGACUGGGGAGUUCAUACUGUAAGCUAGAAACUCUGAGGCUGUCUGGCUGUCUAGUCACAGGAGAAGGUUUUGCUUCUCUGGCAUCAGCCUUGAAAUCCAACCCAUCCCACCUGAGAGAUCUGGAUCUGAGCUACAACUGUCCAGGGGACCUUGGUGUCAAACUUCUAUCUGCUAAUCUGAAGGAUCCACAAUCCAGACUUGAAAUUCUCAGAACAGACCCAGCUGGAGUUGAGUGGUUAAGACCAGGACUAAGGAAAUAUUGCUGUAAACUCACAGUCGACACAAACACAGUGAACCGAAACGUGAAACUUUCAGACAACAACACAGAGGCAUCGUAUGUGGCGGAGGCUCAGUCCUACCCUGAUCAUCCAGACAGGUUUGACAAGAACCAUCAGAUGAUGUGUUCAGACGGUCUGACGGGUCGCUGUUACUGGGAGGUCAAGCUCAUGGGAGGUGUUCAUGUCUCAGUGAGUUACAAAGGAAUCACCAGGAGAGGAGAAGGAAACCAUGGUUGGUUUGGUGGGAACGACCAAUCCUGGACUCUGUUCUAUGACGGCAUAUCUUACUCCAUAUGGCACAAUAAGAGAGGAAUAUCGAUUCCUUACACCACUGGGACCACAUCCUCUUCUUCUUGCCACAGAAUAGCAGUGUAUCUGGACUGGCCAGCUGGAACUCUGUCCUUCUACAGAGUUUCCUCGGACACACUGAUCCAUAUCCACACAUUUCACACCACAUUCACUGAACCUCUUUUUCCGGGAUUUGGUUUGUGGUCUUGGGUGAGUGUUCCUCGGGAUUCAUCGGUGAGUCUCAUCUCAUUGUAAAAGCAAUCCAGUCUCUGAGCAAAAUGAAACGGAGACGUACCAAGUUGGCACUUGAGAUGUGCACUUAAAUGGCAGCUAUUCCAUGUUGAUGACAGAACUUAUUUGCAACAUAAUCAAUAUGAAAGUACUUGCUGUCUUUGAUCUUCAGUUUACGCAGCAGAUACAACAGAAGAAAUCAGAAAAGACAUAUCUUUAAGUCUUUUUUUUAAGUCUUUUUUUCCCCACACUUAAAUGUUCCAUAUCUUCAAACAAAUUGAAAUAUAUAUGCUGUGUGAAAUAUAAAAUACAGUUUUGAAAUAAGACGGGGGGAGGGUGUAUGUUAACAAACCUGGAUCUGUGAAAAAAAAAUAAAACACAAUUAACUGGGAUUAACCACAGUGUUUGGAGAGAUGAGUUAAAUUUCAUUAGGCUUGGUCAGGCAUAAUUUCUGCCACGCCUGUCUGACUAUAUGAAGUUGGCU
Fundulus heteroclitus (mummichog) is the source of this 4040-nucleotide messenger RNA. RefSeq names its product NACHT, LRR and PYD domains-containing protein 12-like. The transcript is spliced from 11 exons. Bases 32 to 3580 code for a protein of 1182 amino acids. Lineage: Eukaryota; Metazoa; Chordata; Actinopteri; Cyprinodontiformes; Fundulidae. Gene Ontology annotation, molecular function: protein binding. The record is from RefSeq and is a predicted model, not a curated record.